This is a messenger RNA of Kogia breviceps (pygmy sperm whale), 3346 nucleotides long. It is a transcript of the gene ZNF605, whose product is annotated as zinc finger protein 605. The record is from RefSeq and is a predicted model, not a curated record. NCBI's taxonomy places the organism in Eukaryota, Metazoa, Chordata, Mammalia, Artiodactyla, Physeteridae. Gene Ontology annotation, biological process: negative regulation of transcription by RNA polymerase II. Gene Ontology annotation, molecular function: DNA-binding transcription repressor activity, RNA polymerase II-specific.
GGAUAUUUCCUUUCAGGUGUUACCCUCAUGAAGGAAGUCACAUCCCUGUGUGACCCUGCUGUGAGCCCGUGGAGUCCUUGGCCCUGAUCCAGUAUCCGGCUGGUGUCAGUGACCUGGUGUAAGCGGUGGAGACGCUGAAAGUGCCAUGGCCCCCAGGAGCACGAAAACUCAUGUGAAAUAAGAAAGAAGAGGCCUCAGGACUCGGGGUGCAUUCCCAGUCCACAGACCUUUGCCCAGAGACCUUUUUCCAGAGCAUCAGGACAGAGCAGAGCAGAUUUCCCAGGAACGGGGGAGAAUGAUCAAGUCACAGAUGUCAUUUGAGGACGUGGCUGUGGACUUCACUUUGGAGGAGUGGCAGCUGCUUAAUCCUACCCAGAAGACCUUGUACAGGGAUGUGAUGUUGGAGAACUAUAGCAAUCUCGUCUUCUUGGGUUAUCAAAUGAUCAAACCUGAGACGAUUUUCAAACUGGAGCAAGAAGAGCCAUGGAUAUUAGGUGAAGAAAUCCUAAGUCAGAACUUUCCAGAAGAAGUCUGGCUAGAUAAUAAUCUCAAAAUGUGGCACCAGGAUAAUCAAGACAAGCUUAAAAGUAUGGAGAGAGGCCAUGAAUAUGACGUCUUUGGGAAAAUGUUUCAUUCAGGCAUUAACUUUGAUCAUUUAGGAAUGAGAUCUCAUAAAUGUGGCACAGGUGAAAAAAGUUUGAAACAUCCUUUUGAUUUUCUUAUUCCAAAAAGUAACUGUGAAAGAAAAAAACUUGAUGAGCUUAAUAAGAAAUUACUAUUCUGUAUCAAGCCUGACAAAACCUGUGGUGGAAUAAAAUACUCUGAUUGCAGUAAAUGUAGAAAAGUCAGCAGUAAAGAGCCAGGGCUCAUUACAAACCAAAUAGCACAUACAGGAGUCUGUUUAUGCAUGGAAUGUGGUAAGGUUUUUAACAAAAAGUCACAGCUCAUUAUACAUCAGAGAACUCAUACAGGAGAGAAGCCCUACGGAUGCCGUGACUGUGGGAAAGCUUUCUCCCAGAAGUCAUUACUCACUAUUCAUCAAAGGACUCAUUCAGGAGAAAAGCCAUACGGGUGUGGUGAAUGUCAAAAAGCUUUCAGCAGGAAGUCACUGCUCGUUUUACAUCAGAGAACUCAUACGGGAGAGAAGCCCUAUGGCUGCAGUGACUGUGGGAAGUCCUUUAGCAGGAAGUCACAGCUUCAAAGGCAUCAGAGAACCCACACAGUAGAGAAGCCCUAUGGCUGCAAUGACUGUGGGAAGGCCUUCUCCCAGAAAAUAAGGCUCAUUACACAUCAGAGGACACACACAGGGGAGAAGCCCUACAAAUGUAGUGAUUGCGGAAAAGCCUUCUUUUGGAAGUCACAGCUUAUUACUCAUCAGAGGGUUCAUACAGGGAAGAAACCAUAUGCGUGUAGUGAGUGUAAAAAAGCCUUCAGCAGGAACUCACUCCUCAUUAGGCAUCAGAGGAUCCACACAGGAGAGAAGCCCUAUGAAUGCAGUGAAUGUGGUGAAGCCUUCAUCAGAAAACCGCAACUUGUCAAACAUCAAAUGACUCACACAGGAGAGAAGAACUAUCAGUGCAGGAACUGUGAAGAAGCCUUCUUUAAGAAGUCAGAACUAAUUAGACAUCAGAAAGCUCAUUUAGGAGAAAAACCCUAUGGAUGUGUUGAAUGUGGAAAAACCUUCUUUGGGAAGUCACAGCUCCUGACACAUCAGAGAACUCACACUGGAGAGAAACCUUAUGAAUGCGGUGCCUGUGGGAAAGCCUUCACCCAGAAGUCCAGCCUGGUAUCUCAUCAGAGGACACACACAGGGGAGAAACCCUAUGAGUGCAGCGAGUGUGGGAAAGCCUUCAGUGAGAAGUCAAGCCUAAUUCACCAUCAAAGAACCCAUACUGGAGAGAAACCCUUCGAAUGUAGUGAGUGUAGGAAAGCUUUUGCCUGGAAGCCACAGCUUCUUAGGCAUCAGAGAAUUCAUACAGGGGAGAAACCCUAUGAAUGCAGUGAGUGUGGGAAGGCAUUUGUUCAGAAAGUACAGCUCAUUAAGCAUCAGAGAAAUCAUACAGGAGAGAAGACCUAUGGAUGCAGUGAUUGUACAAAAGCUUUCUUUGAGAAGGCGCAGCUCAUUAUACAUCAGAGGAUUCAUACAGGAGAGAGACCCUAUAAAUGUGGGGAUUGUGGGAAAUCUUUCACUAGAAAGUCACACCUUAUGAGGCAUCAGAGAAUCCAUACAGGAGAUAAAUGCUAUAGAUGCAGUGAAUGUGGGACAGCCUUCCACAGGAAGGCGCAGCUCCUGAUACAUCAGAGAAGUCAUAUGCUGUAGACACGGGGCGAGUGCAGUGAGUAUGGGGAGUCUGCCAUCAGGUGUCAGGCCCCUCACACUCCAAGGACAUGUACAGGAGAGAAACCCUGUCACUGCAGUGACUGUCUCACCAUACAGAAUUCAGAAAGAGAACUUUUUUUAAGUAGGCAAUAUAGGAAAGCCUCUCCCAGAAAAAACUUAUUACAUAUUGAUGGCUCCUCAGUGUGGAAGUCUUAUCAGUAUUGUAAUAAGUACAGACCUUUCAGUCAAAAGUGACAGCCUAUUAAAUAUUUAGAAGACCUAAACAGGAGAAAAACUCAAUUGUCAUAACAAGUAAGUGAAAGAUUUCACCAGGAAAGGGUAACUCAGAGUACACUAGAGAAUACAUACACAAAGGUAAUACUGAGUAUUAUAUAUUAGAGAUCUCAUGCAGAGGAGUAGUCCUAAUAAUUUGAAGAAUUUGAUAAGCAUGAUCCUAUUAAAAUAAUUCUAAAAGAAAGAUGUGUACAUUGUAUAUAAAUUAUUAUAAGAAAAUAGGCAUUUUAAAGUGGUAGCUGUGUUUUAUGUGUGAAGACUUCUGCUUCCUGCUAUGGUGCUGUAGGAAGAACCAGAUAAACUCCUGCCUUAAGCAGCUAGAAACCGUACCAUUUAUGAAAUAGUGGUUUUUAGACAUAUGUCAAACACAGGUUUGUGAUCCCUGGCAGGAGGUGGACAAGGUGAGGAGAGCCCCACGACUGCCCAGCCUAGACCCUGGGGGCAGCGUCCAGGCUGCAGGUCAGGGAGGGGAAUGAACGUGGUCCUGCUGUACUGAAGAGAGUUGCCGAGUUGGCGUCUGGGGAGCCCUGGUGACUAGAAUUUGCAGGGAAAAGUGCUGGAUAGGAAGGAGCUUCCCAGAGAGGGCCUGCAGAAAUCCACAGUGAGUCCCCCUUUGAGUCUGUGGGCUUUAGCGCUGAAGCUGGGACCAUGAGAGCGGCACUGGGGAGCAGUGAGCUGGCCGAGCCCUGGAGCUCAGCACAGGUGGGGACAGUUCACGUUCCCACCAGCCAC